UCGGCGUAUGCCCUUUCCUUCCUUUCAAUAAUAGAGCCGCAGCGGCCUUCCAUUGCAGUUGCACAACUCUCUCUCACUCACACACAUCUUCACUAUCCCCUUUUUAUCCUAACGAUUUUUUCUGCAGAAACCCUAAUUCCAACGGCUAUUUAAACCUCGAUCGUUCUAUUCUAUUCAACAGAAGACAGGUCAAUGGGAGACACGAAGGAGAACGAUGCAUAUGAAGAGGAGCUUCUCGACUACGAGGAAGAAGAUGAAAAAGCCCCGGACUCAGUCAACGCCAAGGUCAACGGAGAGGCCGUAAAGAAGGGUUAUGUAGGGAUUCACAGUUCAGGAUUCAGAGACUUCCUCUUGAAGCCAGAGCUUUUACGGGCUAUUGUGGAUUCAGGAUUUGAACAUCCAUCAGAAGUUCAACACGAGUGCAUACCUCAAGCAAUUUUGGGGAUGGAUGUUAUUUGCCAGGCUAAGUCUGGUAUGGGGAAAACUGCUGUAUUUGUUCUUUCAACACUGCAGCAGAUUGAACCUGUUGCAGGUCAAGUUGCUGCUCUUGUUCUGUGUCAUACAAGGGAACUGGCGUAUCAGAUCUGUCAUGAAUUUGAGCGAUUCAGCACAUAUUUGCCAGAUAUCAAAGUUGCUGUUUUCUAUGGUGGCGUCAGCAUAAAAAUCCACAAAGAUCUUCUGAAGAAUGAAUGUCCUCAUAUUGUUGUAGGAACACCUGGAAGGAUACUUGCUCUAGCAAGAGACAAGGACCUUUCUUUAAGAAACGUGAGGCAUUUCAUUCUUGAUGAGUGCGACAAGAUGCUCGAGUCUCUUGAUAUGAGGAGGGAUGUGCAGGAGAUUUUCAAAAUGACACCUCAUGACAAGCAAGUUAUGAUGUUUUCGGCUACGCUCAGCAAGGAGAUUCGACCUGUUUGCAAGAAAUUUAUGCAAGAUCCAAUGGAGAUUUACGUGGACGACGAGGCAAAGUUGACCCUUCAUGGUCUUGUACAGCACUACAUCAAAUUGAGUGAGUUAGAGAAAAACCGGAAGCUGAAUGAUCUGCUCGAUGCAUUGGACUUCAACCAAGUUGUCAUUUUCGUCAAAAGUGUCAAUAGAGCUGCUGAGCUGAACAAGUUGCUCGUGGAGUGUAAUUUUCCAUCUAUUUGCAUCCACUCUGGCAUGUCCCAAGAAGAAAGAUUGACUAGGUACAAGGGAUUCAAGGAGGGGCACAAGAGGAUUCUUGUAGCAACAGACUUGGUUGGAAGAGGAAUUGACAUAGAGCGAGUGAACAUUGUGAUUAACUAUGAUAUGCCAGAUUCUGCAGACACUUAUCUCCACCGGGUGGGUAGAGCUGGAAGGUUCGGCACCAAAGGGCUUGCCAUCACAUUUGUUUCGUCUGCAUCUGAUUCAGAUGUUCUUAAUCAGGUGCAGGAGAGGUUUGAAGUAGAUAUUAAAGAACUUCCUGAGCAGAUUGACACAUCUACUUACAUGCCGUCUUAGAGCCUGCUCGUUUCUUGUAGAAGAUGAACAAGACUGCACGUAAGAGAGGAUGGGAUUGCCUCUGGUUACUGAGAGCAUUAUUUUCUUGAACUCUGUUGAAUAUCAGAUCCAUUCAGGAGUUGAUGGUUAUGGUUGCUUUUUGGUGCUGCUGUGUGAUUUUAACCAUCAUUGGACUCUUCGGCCUGUUUAACAUGGAUAAUUGAGAUAACCAUCCUGACAGGCGUCUUGCUUGUGAUGAUCAUGAUGAAUAUCUGCGCUGGAUUUAAUGUGCUACGAAAUUUUCAUUGGUUGCUCAAUUUCUUAUGUUAGGCAGCAUAACAAUUCACUCUGUGGGUUAUCAGCUGCUCGUUGUAGUGAGAUAGAUUUGGUUGAUUGCUUUUGAAUUAUGGUGGUUUGUAGUGGGAGGUGCAGGCCUUGUAUAGAUGUGAGUGAAUCAUGUUUUACUCUGCGUGGCCACUUUAUUUGAAAAUGAUAGGAUGGAAGUCUAAUGUCGAAAAUAGUAAAAAGGAAGUGUUAAACCAGCUGUCUUUUUGAUUCAUAAUUUGUGAGCGCACCCAUUUGUUGGAGUUGCUGUUUAGGAUUUGACUUCAUCUGAGGAACGCGUUGGACAUUGAAUUUUGUAUAAAUUUCAGUAAAUGAUCUCACAUAUUAGUGAAAUUUGCUCAUGGAAGUCGGAAAGAUAAAAAUUGAGCGAGCUGUAGGUUGCUGAAUCCAGAUGAAGGAACUGGCCUGUUGGGCUUUGUGGCUGCUUUACCUUGCCUGCGUUACUAAGAAAGUAUUCGCAAGAGACAAGCUGAAGGUCGUACGUAUUUCCUAUCAUUUGACGUAAGAUUAAUUGGUAAGAAAUUGUGGGAGUUGGAGUUGAUGCUUUACUUCCCCAACGUCGACAAGUGAGCAAUUUUGGAAAAUAGGAAGGGGUACAUUGUACGCCUGAUUGGGAUGGGAUAUAUAUAGGAACAGAGAGAGGACCACGGGUAAAGCAGGCAGACUUUUGGAAAUUCUACUCCAC
This is a messenger RNA of Sesamum indicum (sesame), 2488 nucleotides long. Its product is annotated as DEAD-box ATP-dependent RNA helicase 15. NCBI's taxonomy places the organism in Eukaryota, Viridiplantae, Streptophyta, Magnoliopsida, Lamiales, Pedaliaceae. The record is from RefSeq and is a predicted model, not a curated record. Gene Ontology annotation, molecular function: ATP binding; nucleic acid binding; RNA helicase activity.